Pteropus alecto (black flying fox) is the source of this 2821-nucleotide messenger RNA. It is a transcript of the gene TMEM64, whose product is annotated as transmembrane protein 64. The transcript is spliced from 3 exons. The record is from RefSeq and is a predicted model, not a curated record. Lineage: Eukaryota; Metazoa; Chordata; Mammalia; Chiroptera; Pteropodidae. The annotation marks the transcript as partial.
GCCCGGAGCCUGGCGCUGGCCUGCGUGCUGGGCGCGCUGUGCCUGGCCUCGCUGGCGCUGGCCCGCCGCUCGCUGCAGCACCUGCUGCUCUGGGCCGAGGGCCUGGACCCGCUGCUGGGCGUCUUGCUCUUCGUCCUGGGCUUCGUCGUGGUCUCGUUCCCUUGCGGCUGGGGCUACAUCGUGCUCAACGUGGCCGCCGGCUACCUGUACGGCUUCGUGCUGGGCAUGGGGCUGAUGGUGGUGGGCGUCCUGCUCGGCACCUGCGUCGCCCACGUGGUCUGCAGGCGGUUGCUGGCCGCCCGGGUGGUCGCCAGGAUCCAGAGCAGCGAGAGGCUGAGCGCCGUCAUCCGCGUCGUGGAGGGAGCAGGCGGCCUCAAAGUGGUGGCGCUGGCCAGGCUGACCCCCAUCCCGUUUGGGCUCCAGAACGCCGUGUUCUCGAUGACGGGUCUCCCCCUACCCAGCUAUCUGAUGGCGUCCUCAGCGGGGCUGCUGCCCACCCAGCUGCUGAACUCUUACUUGGGCACCACGCUGCGGACCAUGGAAGACGUCAUCGCAGAACAGAGUGUCAGCGGGUAUUUCGUUUUCUGUUUACAGAUCAUCGUCAGCGUAGGCCUCAUGUUUUACGUGGUCCAUCGAGCCCAGGUGGAGCUGGACGCAGCUAUCGCAGCGUGUGAGACGGAACUGAAGAGCUCCCCGGGGAAGGGUGGGCAGCCCAACGCGGGCGGCCCCUCGCUCUACACCAAGAGGACCGUGCCGCCUGGAGGCGGAGUCAACAUCGUGUGAUGCUCCUGAACGUGCCGCCUUCGUCCCGCGGCCUCUCCCUCGUGGGCGGAGACGGCUCUGCUCGUCCUACGGCACAAACACAAUGGACUAGUUUUUAAAUUGCACAGUUUUUUAAAGCAGAAUCGUCUUCUGGACACGUGAGUGUGAUGUGGUUGGUGCAGUCUGGCGGCACCUGGCUGUCAUUUGUCACACCCGCGAUGGCCUCUGGGUCUGCACUUUAGCGUUUUCUAACUGUUUUCUUUCUGGGUACUUGUGAACGGAGAAAUUACCUAAAUAUUUUUCUGCUUGUGUCUUUAUUUAUAAAGUCCACGGACAGUUGUAUGCACCUCCUACUUACAAAGAUGCGUGAGAGUCUGCAGUUCUGCGUGUGUAACAGCAUCGGUGUCCUGUGCUUCGCUAGUCUUUCCAGAAGGGUACUCGGCGGGCGGUUGGGCUUUGUGGUCUUAGGUGGACCACUUCGCUUCGCUUGUCCUCACUAGGUACAGCCGGACGUGAACUUCAGGUUGGAUGUGUUCUCGCAGCCAUCGCUGCAGGGCCGUCUGCCCGUUCACAGCUCAGAUCCCACGUGGGACUCAAGUGCUCUUAAGAUGCCUUUUUAUUUACACUGUGUAAUAUGCAAAGCAAGAGGGGAGUUUCCGGGUGGCCGUGGCUCAGACGACAGACAGCUCAUGUUCAUUCCGUCCGUCGGCUUCACUCUGCGUCGUCCUUCGUCCGAGGGCCGUGCCGCUGCAGCCCCACCGAAGCAGCUUAUUAAAAUGACCUUUUUCUUUUUAUAUUCGUCGUUAGGCUUUGAAAUAAAAAUGUUCUUCCUUUAAAACGGUGGGCUUCCCAUCAGUGAAGACGUCACUCGGGUGGCCUUAUUUGAUCAAAACGCCUUUUUAAAAAACCAAGCUUUAAAAUCAUGUCUAUAAUUCCACCGAAGUACACCUACACUUGUCCCCAUAGCCUUCAGCUUUAAAACUAUGAAUAUGAUGUUAACUUAAUGCCCAGUUUGUGUCAUUUGCCCUACGAGAGAGUAGGUUUGUAUUGUUUGUUUUUCAGUACUUGCUUUUCUCUGAUACGACUCAGGAAUUCUGAAAUGUGAAAUGAAGUCUCUCAGUUCUUCCUCUCAUGCCAUGAAUUGAGUGUAUUUAUUGAUAGUACUCGUGAGUAUAGCAUAUAAUAAUUUGGCAUAUGAUUCCUAUGACAUGUAUUCAUUUAUCACCUAUUUUUAAUACAGUUUAAUAGUGAACUUAAAUAUUAGUUUCUGUUUUGUUUCGUUUUACUAUCGAGAUACAGACAUGGAUGCCAGUUCUCUGGUAGGUGUCUCAUUUCUGGCUCUGGAGCUUCCAGUUAUCAGUGGCCUCCCAUUUGCCAUUUCUUCAGGGUAAAGCCUUUGCCCUAACUCACUGAGUGCCACGCAGCUGCCCAGAAGCAGGUCAUUCUGGUCUUCUGCCGGCGCUGCGUUGCAUGCUGUACCGCGUAAGUUCUUUGCCCCGUUGCGGGUGUAGUGUUUCCCUGCGGGUGUAGGUCAUUUCUAAGCCCCUACCGAGAAGACCGGGUACAGUCAGUCUCGGAGGCGCCUGGUCUGCGGCACCUAACUGGCCUCCAAGUCUUUCUUUCUUCUACUGGCAAAAAAUUAAAGUGUAGUAUUGGGAUAUUCUUAGUCUUUUUGAAUCCUAAUUACUCGUUUAGUUCUUCUUUUUUUUUAAAUGAUUUUAAUGUAAUCCAAUGAACAUUCGAUUUAUUCUUUUCUGUCCAAUGACAAAUUUUUCUUGUGCUCCUAGUUUUCCAGUUAGUUUCUGUUACAGGACUCAUGAAUUUAAGAUCACUACAUUCAUACUUGUGUUACGCUUCAUGUAUUUCGAAGUGCAUUUAUUUACUUAACAUUGUGUAACUUGAAUAAUUCACCAAAUGAAUACCUUUUGGUAGUAUGUAAUGAGUUCUUCCAAUUGUUGCAGUUUGCUUGGUACUUAAGUAUGUAAAAGUAAGAGAGACGUAAUUUUCCUGUAUUCUGCCAACCAUCAUUUUAUAAAAUAAAUCAUCCAUUUUUACUUAA